Cornus florida is the source of this 1385-nucleotide messenger RNA. Its product is annotated as PHD finger protein ALFIN-LIKE 4-like. Gene Ontology annotation, cellular component: nucleus. NCBI's taxonomy places the organism in Eukaryota, Viridiplantae, Streptophyta, Magnoliopsida, Cornales, Cornaceae. Gene Ontology annotation, biological process: regulation of DNA-templated transcription. Bases 382 to 1134 code for a protein of 250 amino acids. The transcript is spliced from 5 exons. The record is from RefSeq and is a predicted model, not a curated record. Gene Ontology annotation, molecular function: histone binding; transcription coregulator activity; transcription cis-regulatory region binding.
GUGGCCCAAUCGAGAGUGAUUCUGAAACCAUUCGUUUUAGCAUUUUAGGGAUUAGUGACUCCCUUCGACUAAAUGGGCCCAAAUCCAGAUCUCAUCCGGACUGUUCCCCAUUUCUUCAAAUCCAGUUAAUUACUCAGUUUCAAUCCGAUUCAAAUCCCCAGUCUCUCUCUCUCUCUCUCUCGCUUACUACUUUCAGUCUCUCUCCUCUUUCUCUCUCAUCUUGGAGAUCAAAUAUUUUUACAAUUUUCCCUCCCUUCAACUCUUUCGGUGCUGCUUUGGUUUCUCAGGGAGGACCGUUGCUUCCAUUUUCGUUCUUCGAUCUAUAGUCGCUUUCUCUCUUCACUCUCUUUGUUUCUCUCUCUAGAACACAAUUUCAAAGUCAUGGACGGAGGUCAGCCCUACAAUCCUCGAACGGUUGAAGAGGUCUUUCGGGAUUUUAAGGGUCGAAGAGCUGGUAUGAUUAAAGCCCUCACCAUUGAUGUUGAAGAAUUUUAUCAGCAAUGCGACCCUGAGAAGGAAAAUCUCUGCCUUUAUGGAUUUCCAAGUGAGCAGUGGGAAGUCAAUUUACCUGCUGAAGAGGUGCCACCGGAGCUUCCAGAGCCUGCACUGGGUAUUAACUUUGCCAGAGAUGGCAUGCAAGAGAAGGACUGGCUGUCUUUGGUUGCCGUCCAUAGUGAUUCAUGGUUACUUGCUGUGGCCUUCUAUUUUGGUGCUAGAUUUGGAUUUGAUAAAGCUGAUAGGAAACGCCUCUUCAAUAUGAUAAAUGAUCUCCCAACAGUAUUCGAAGUUGUGGCAGGGACAGCCAAGAAGCAAGCAAAGACAUCAGUUCCAAAUCACAGCGAAAAUAAAUCUAAAUCUAACUCCAAGCAGCGAGGCUCUGAAUCUCAGGGAAAGUAUUCGAAAGUGUUGCAACCAAAAGACGAUGAUGAAGAUUUGGAAGAGGAAGAUGAUGAGCAUGGGGAGACACUUUGUGGGGCAUGUGGAGAGAACUAUGCAUCUGACGAGUUCUGGAUCUGCUGUGACAUAUGUGAGAAGUGGUUCCAUGGCAAGUGUGUUAAGAUCACCCCAGCAAGGGCUGAGCAUAUUAAGCAGUACAAAUGUCCUUCAUGCAGCAACAAGAGAGCACGCCCAUGAUAGUAGCUGGGAAGGUGUGGAUUCCUACUACUAUUCUCUCGGGGCGGAUUCUAUUAAUUGUCCAACUAGUCAGGUUCCCAGUCUUAGCAGCUAAGAUUAUGUUCCCUUGAGCUUUGAAAAUAUUUGAUAUUACGUCUAGAUAGCAAACACGUUUUUUUAUGUAGAUCGCAGACAUGCAUUUUGUUACCUUGGGUUGCUGUCAUGCUGUUUAUUAAUUUUAAAUAGAAUAUAUAUGCUCUAACCAUUUUCCC